Messenger RNA from Bombus pascuorum, 1335 nucleotides. RefSeq names its product ras-related protein rab-6.2 (gene RabX6). The record is from RefSeq and is a predicted model, not a curated record. The transcript is spliced from 3 exons. The coding region runs from base 169 to 792 and encodes 207 amino acids. Gene Ontology annotation, molecular function: GTP binding; GTPase activity. NCBI's taxonomy places the organism in Eukaryota, Metazoa, Arthropoda, Insecta, Hymenoptera, Apidae.
UAUUUCUAUAGUCACGACUGUCAUUGUGCUCGUGUUAGUGGCUAUAUACUGUAUACAGCCAAAUGACCAUUGCAUAAAAUAUUAUAAAUACCAAACAUAAUAAUUUGUUAUUACUGAUGCUGCAGUUUUUGUAUUUCAGUACGACCGGCGAAGUGACAUAAGCCUAACAUGGCUACUGUUAAAGUAACCGAACAGAAGGUUAUUCUGUGCGGAGAAUACGGUGUUGGAAAGACUUCUAUAUUUAGACGUUUUGCGAACAAUACUUUUGUAACGAGCAGCGAUCGCAAGUCGACAUUGGGUCUCGAUAAUAUCGAUAAAGAAUAUGUUGUUGAAGACAGACGAAUACGAUUACAAUUAUGGGAUACAGGUGGAAUGGAAAGAGUUGCAUCAGUAACAUCAAGCUAUUAUAAAUUUGCAGAAGCUGCUAUACUAGUUUUCGCAUUAGAUAAUUCAACAUCUUUCCAUCUUUUAUCUCAACAUUUGCUUGAUAUUGUCACAUAUGCUGAAAAUGCAAAAAUAUUUCUGUGUGGGAAUAAAAGUGAUUUGGAAAGCACAGCUCCACAAGUUACAGAUGCAGAAAUGGAACAAUUUUGUGAACAAUGUCACAAUUUAAUUUCUGGUAUAUAUAAGACAUCAUGUAAGACUGGAGAAGGCAUACAUGAAAUGUUUGAAGAUAUAGCACAGCAUUUAGUGGAAGCUAAUAGAUCACGCAUGGAACUGCAUGAAAUGGACAAAGACAGAUUUAAAAUUUCGUAUAUUGAUGAAGCUGCUGAUCCAUCAUGUUUGUGCUAAAUAAUAAAUAUUAGCAAGUGUAUGAUCCUGGAGCAACAUUUUUUAUAACUAGAAUAACUCAAUACACGGUAAUAAAGUGUGAAGAGUAAAAUUACUUUUUUAUAUCAAAUAAUGAUAAUGCCAAGCUUUUCUAUAAGGGAAAGCAUCCUAAAAUAAAAAAUGGGAGGAGUAAGGGAAGUAUUAGAAGAAUUUAUAUACAAUCAAAGUUCAAUUUCAAAGAAGUCAUGAAAGCAAAAAAUUUUAAAUAAACAUUUAUUAGAUAUUGAAAGAUAUUUUACUUAAUUAGUCUUAAUCUAUGUAUAUGACUCACAGUCAACAUUGUACAUUAGAUCCACAUAGUUGAAGCUGUGUAACAAAGCAUCACUAAUGCUGAGUCCAUUUAAUAGUUUUCAAAUCAAUUCCUUCUUCGACCAUCUCCCAUAAUGGGCUACAAAAUAAGCAAUUCAAAUAUGUAUUAUUAAGUAUGUAUAACAACUAAUAUUUAAGGCCAUAUAUUCUUAAUUAUGAGAAACGUCCAGUAAUAAAUUUGUUCCCUCCGUUAUA